UACAGUUCAGUGGAUCUACUAUUCUUUCAGUUUAGUCCUACUCGUACUGACCGACGAAGUAAGGUCUCUCCGUGUGGUGACUACUGACUAGUAAGAGUAAGAGCGUUUUUGCUCCAAAAAAAUGGAUACUGAUCGAGUGGCAACUGCUCAAAGCCAUACUUACGAGGAAGGCCCACAUGACCCUCAUACUGCCGGUCUCCGCUCCGUUAUUGAAGGUGAGGAUGAACACCAUGAGAAGAAAUCUGUGUUAAAGAAGGUAAAAGCUAAGGCGAAGAAGAUAAAGGAUACACUCGGUAUUAAAAAGCAUGGCAACGGCCACGAUUAUGAUCAUGAUCACGAUGAUGACGACGACGACGACGACGAAGUGGAAGAAGAUGAACAAGACACUGAAGUUCAUAAGGAACCACCGAUAUACGAAUCCAUAGCGGAUCGGAUCGAGGAAGAGGAUGCCUCAGGGCAAUCGAUUAGGGUCAAUUUGGGUCCUAUAGGACGGUUGCCGCCAUUGUUGAAGGACCCUGAUGCUCCAAAGGGCAGAGGUGAUACCUCUGACCCCGCAAAUUAUCAGACUAAAGCAACUGAUCCCACAGGCGCAGGGGGCGAAGAAGUAAGAGUCGAGCCCAUUCUCGAGUCCUUCGGGAAAAUGAAGGUCUCCGAGCAGCCAGAACCGGAAGCCUGGUCCAACACCGGAAGUCAUGAUCAGUUCUCUCCGGAUUUGCCUCCCGACCAGACCAAUACAUCCCCAGGAAAUGCUCAGACCGUCCCUGUUACCGAAGCAGUAGUUCAUUCACAAGCCGGGGAAGCCGGAAAUCCAACAACACAGCCCAGCAGCUAUACUGAGAAAAUUUCUUCUGCUACCUCCGCAAUCGCCGAGAAAGCAGUGUCUGCAAAAAAUGCAGUCGCGUCAAAACUUGGCUAUGGUGGAAACGAUGCCGCGGUGCCGGGAACGCCAGAAGGUGGGGACUCAACUAAGUCGGCGCCUGCCGGUGAAUAUGGCCGAAAAUUUGCUGAAGGGGUGACGGGAACGCUAGCCCCAGUGUACGAGAAAGUUUCGGGGGCAGGAAGCGCGGUGGUAUCCAAGAUGCAAAUGAACUCGAACGGGAGAGGGAACGGAACCGCGACUGCGGCAGCGUCGGGGACCGGUUCAGAAGGCGGGAACGUUAUUGUGCCUGAUAAAGGAGUUUCUGUGAAGGAAUACUUGGCGGAAAAGCUGAGGCCUGGUGAUGAAGAUAAAGCACUUUCCGAGGUAAUUUCCGAAGCUUUGAAUAAUCGCAAGGAGGAGCCAGAAAAGGGAUCACCACCUCAGAGGGAGGUGACAGAGUCGACGGGUACACAAAUCCGUUUGAGCUCCGAGGAAAAGAAUUCCACGGAGAGAGUCAGCUCUGCAGAUGAGAAGUAUCGAAAGGGCAUGGUCAGUAAGAUCAAAGGAGCGGUUUAUUCUUGGUUCGGGAAGGAAGGACAACAUGGAGCGUUACAGGGUUCUCACAGUGCUCCUGCUGGUGCAAAUGGACGGAAGCUUCAAGAGUGAACAAUUUGAAGGAUGAUAUAUCGUUACUAUCAGGAGCUGGCAGGAGAUGUGUAUUGGUCUAAAUUUGUACUUAUAUUUAUUUUGUGUUGUAUAUUUAUGCUUGAAUUGUGUGGUAUUUGGGUAAAUAUAUAUAGAAGUCUUUGCAGUAA
This is a messenger RNA of Nelumbo nucifera (sacred lotus), 1674 nucleotides long. RefSeq names its product low-temperature-induced 65 kDa protein-like. NCBI's taxonomy places the organism in Eukaryota, Viridiplantae, Streptophyta, Magnoliopsida, Proteales, Nelumbonaceae. Gene Ontology annotation, biological process: response to stress; response to abscisic acid. The record is from RefSeq and is a predicted model, not a curated record.